GUUUAUUACGGCAGGAGGAGAGGAGGAGGAGGAGUGGGAGGAGUCGAGGGAGGAGUGGGAGGAGUCGGAGGAGGGGCCUCGGUAACUCCGCACCGGGCUGACGGACCGAGCGUCUCCAAACUUUGAGCCUCCCUCUCGCUUCAUUCUCUCCCGUUGCCGUCGGCGUGUUGACCGACCAGCGGACCGACCGAGGACUACAGCAAAGGGGGACCGGGAUCAGGAGUCCAGGGCUCCUCUUCUUUUCUCCCUGCCGGAGCAGUGACCCCAUGAAACAAAGAGUGCACCCCGCUCCUGUAGCUCCACGCUGACGGACCACGGUCCUCCAUCCCGCACCAUGGACUGAACCCUGCUCCGGAUCCGGGUCCCUGGAGUCCCUCGAGCGACACGCGAGACCGUAAAUCCUCAAGGGAUUAAAACAAGCAGGACUAUGGAUAACUUCUUCACGGAGGGCGACCGGGUGUGGUUACGGGAGGACGAGCAGUACCUUCCCAGCACCGUGUCCUCGUGCUCCGGAGGGGUGGUGGCCUUCGCCACCGACUACGGCCAGGUGUACACCUACAAGCAGAAUGCUCUCACCAGGCAGAAGGUGCAGCCCAUGCACCACAGCAGCGUGGUCGGGGUGGAGGACAUGUCGGCCCUGGAGGACCUCCACGACGGAGCCAUCCUGCACAACCUCUUCCUGCGCUACCAGCAGAGCCACAUCUACACGUACAUCGGCUCCAUCCUGGCGGCGGUGAACCCUUACCAGCCUCUCGCCGGCCUUUACGACCGGCCGGCGAUGGAGCUGUACAGCCGGCGCCACCUGGGCGAGACCUCACCGCACAUCUUCGCCGUCGCCAACGAGUGCUACCGCUCGCUGUGGAAGAGGCUGCAGAACCAGUGCGUCCUGAUCAGUGGAGAGAGCGGCGCCGGGAAAACCGAGAGCACCAAGCUGAUCCUGAAGUUCCUGUCGGCCAAGAGCCAGCACUCCCUGGAGGCGUCGGCCAGAGACAGGACGUCCCGCGUGGAGGAGGCGCUGCUGGAGAGCAGCCCCAUCAUGGAGGCCUUUGGAAACGCCAAGACCGUCUACAACAACAACUCCAGCCGUUUCGGGAAGUUCGUCCAGCUUCAUUUCUGCCAGAAGGGAAACAUCCAGGGAGGCCGGAUCGUGGACUACCUCUUAGAAAAGAACCGAGUGGUCCGACAGAACCCGGGGGAGAGAAACUACCACAUUUUCUACGCCCUGUUAGCCGGAACCAACGGCCAGCAGAGAGAGGCCUUCUCCCUGACCCCCCCUGACAGCUACCAUUACCUCAGACCCUCCAGCUGCUUCACCGACAACACGAUCAACGACGACGGCACGUUUCAGGACGUUCAGAAUGCAAUGCGGACCAUGCAGUUCACGGAGGAGAACAUCGGGGAGAUCCUGCGCCUCCUGGCCGGGAUCCUCCACACCGGGAACAUCGAGUUCAUGACGGCCGGAGGAGCUCAGGUCUCCUCCAAGUCAGCGGCCCUCAGCCGGACGUCUGACCUCUUGGGGCUGAACCCAGAUCAGCUGGCCGAGGUCCUGACCCACCGGUCCAUGAUCCUCCGGGGCGAGGAGAUCUCCACGCCGCUCACCGUGGAGCAGGCCGUGGACUCCAGAGACUCCUUGGCCAUGGCGCUGUACUCCCAGUGCUUCAACUGGAUCAUCCGCAAGCUCAACACCCGCAUCCGGGGCCCGGAGGACUUCAGGUCCGUCAGCAUCCUGGACAUCUUCGGGUUCGAGAACUUCGAGGUCAACCGCUUCGAGCAGUUCAACAUCAACUACGCCAACGAGAAGCUCCAGGAGUAUUUCAACAAGCACAUCUUCUCCCUGGAGCAGCUGGAGUACAACAAGGAGGGCCUGGUGUGGGCCGACAUCCACUGGAUGGACAACGGAGAGUGUCUGGACCUGAUCGAGAAGAAACUGGGUCUCCUGGCUCUGAUGAAUGAGGAGAGUCACUUCCCCAAAGCCACCGACGGCACCUUGCUGGAGAAGCUGCACAACCAGCACUCGAAGAACUCUUUCUACGUGAAGCCACGCGUUGCUGUGCACAACUUUGGAGUCAAGCACUACGCGGGAGAGGUGGUGUACGACGUGAGGGGGAUGUUGGAGAAGAACAGAGACACUUUCAGAGACGACAUCCUCAACCUGCUGAGGGAGAGCAGGUUGGACUUCGUCUACGACCUCUUCGAACACGUUCUGAGCCGGAACAAACAGGACACCCUGAAGAGCAGCUGCAAGCACCGGCGGCCCACCGUCAGCACCCAGUUCAAGGAUUCUUUGCACUCCCUGAUGGCCACACUCAGCACUUCCAACCCAUUCUUCAUUCGAUGCAUCAAACCAAAUAAACACAAGAUGCCGGACCAGUUCGACCAGACGUUGGUCCUGAACCAGCUCAGGUAUUCCGGCAUGUUGGAGACGGUGAAGAUUCGCCGCACCGGCUUCCCGGUCCGGAGACCUUUCCAGGACUUCUGCUCCCGGUACAAGGUGCUGAUGCCGGGCGCGGUGAUGCCGGACGACCACAGGGGGCGCUGCGUCCAGCUGUUGCACCGCUACGACAGCAGCAGUGCAGAGUGGCAGCUGGGGAAGACCAAGGUGUUCCUCCGUGAGUCUCUGGAGCAUCGCCUGGAGAAGCAGAGGGAGGUGGAGGUGCUGAGGGCCGCCAUGAUCAUCCAGGCCCACGUCAUGGGCUACAUGGCCCGGAAGCAGUACAGGAAGCUGCUGCAGUGCAUUGUGGUCAUCCAGAAGAACUACCGGGCGUUCCGCUGCAGGAGGAGGUUCCUGCUGGUCCGCUGGGCGGCGCUCACCUUCCAGAAGCGCGUGAGAGGCCAGCUGGCCCGCCGGGCCUACAGCCAGCUGCUGGAGGAGAGGAAGACGAGGGAGGAGGAGGAGAGGAAGAGGAGGAGGAGGGAGGAGGAGGAGGAGAGGAAGAGGAGGAGGAGGGAGGAGGAGAUACAGAAGCUGGAGGCUGAGAGAAUUGCCAGAGAGGCUGAGGAGGCCAGACGACUGGAGGAGCUUCACCUGGCGGAGGAGUUGGCCUCUCUGGCUCUACCUCAACCUGCAGCAGCCGACACCUCGGGGGAGCCGGCGUCAGCGGUGACCCUCAUGGGGGCGUCCAAUGAGGGGUCCAAUGAGGCGUCCAAUGAGGUGUCCGAGUCGGACGAGGCAAUCCGCCCCCACGAGGCGUCUCAGGUGGAGGAGAUCCUGCGGCUGGAGCGGGAGAUCCAGUCGCUGCAGAGGCUGAAGGAGCGCCAGGAGCUCACCCUGACGGAGGCCUCGCUCAACCGCCUGCAGCUCCUCCGCGACCAGGAGCUCCGGCGCCUGGAGGACGAGGCGUGCAAGGCGGCGCAGCAGUUCCUCGACUCGCUGAACUUCGACGAGAUCGACGAGUGCGUGAGGAACAUCGAGAGCUCGCUGGGGGUCGGCGAAGGGGAGGAGAAGGAGAGCGGGCGGAGGAGGGGCAGCGAGGAAGAAGAGAUCGACGAAGGGUUCGGGGCGGACGACGAAGCCUUCAAGGACUCGCCCAACCCGAGCGAGCACGGCCACUCGGACGGCCAGCGGACAAGCGGGAUCAGGACGAGCGACGACUCGUCCGAAGAAGACCCGUACGCCAAUGACGGCGUGGCCCCGCCGCCGACCGCCCUGCAACACCAGCCGCUGCCUUUACCGCCGGUGCCCCUCGCCUGCCACAGCGGAGACUCCGCCUACUGCCACCCACAGGCUUCGUCCGAGACGCCGUCCGACGACCUGGUGGAGCUCAUACCGCCGGACGAGGAUUCGGACUACGACCAGGACGAUUACGACGAGGGCGCCAUCGUGUCCAGUGGCAGCGUGGCCUUCUCCAACCCCUGCAGCGGCCAGUGGUCUCCGGACUACCGCGGCUCUGUUGGCACCUACAACAGCUCGGGGGCCUAUCGCUUCAGCUCGGAGGGAGCCCAAUCAUCGUUCGAGGACAGCGAGGACGACUUCGACAGGUUCGACACCGACGACGAGCUGUCGUACCGGCGGGACUCGGUCUACAGCUGCGUCACGCUGCCGUACUUCCACAGCUUCCUCUUCAUCAAAGGCGGUCUCAUGAACACGUGGAAGCGGCGCUGGUGCGUGUUGAAGGACGAGACCUUCCUGUGGUUCCGGGCCAAGCAGGAGGCCCUGAAGCAGGGCUGGCUCCACAAGAAGGGGGGCGGCUCGUCCACGCUGUCCCGACGCAACUGGAAGCGCCGCUGGUUCGUGCUGCGGCAGAGCAAGCUCAUGUACUUCGAGAAGGACGGCGAGGAGAAGAUGAAGGGGGUGCUGGACAUGCGCGAUGCCAAAGAGAUCAUCGAUAACACCGGGAAGGAGAACGGCAUCAACAUCGUGAUGCCGGAGAGGACCUACCACCUGAUCGCUGAGUCCGCCGAGGACGCCAGCCAGUGGUUCAGCGUGCUGAGUCAGGUCCACGGCUCCACGGAGCAGGAGAUCAGAGAGAUGCACGAUGAGCAGGCCAACCCCCAGAACGCUGUGGGCACGCUGGACGUGGGGAUGAUCGACUCGGUUUGUGCAGCAGACAACCCGGAGAGGCCCAACUCCUUCGUCAUGAUCACGGCGAACCGCGUGCUGCACUGCAACGCCGACACGCCCGAGGAGAUGCACCACUGGAUCACGCUGCUGCAGCGCUCCAAGGGAGACACGCGCGUCGACGGCCAGGAGUUCGUGAUCCGAGGCUGGUUGCACAAAGAGAUGAGGAACAGCACGAAGGCCUCGCUGAAGCUGAAGAAGCGCUGGUUCCUGCUCACCCACAAUUCCCUGGACUACUACAAGAGCUCCGAGCGCAACGCCCUGAAGAUGGGGACGCUGGUGCUCAACAGCCUGUGCUCGGUGGUGCAGCCGGACGAGCGGGUCUUCAAGGACACCGGCUACUGGAACGUGAUCGUGUACGGCCGUAAACACUCGUACCGCCUGUACUGCAAGCUGCUGAACGAGGCGGCGCGCUGGGCCAACGCCAUCCAGAACGUCAUCGACACCAAAGCUCCCAUCGACACGCCGACCCAGCAGCUGAUCCAGGACAUCAAGGAGAACUGCUUGAACUCGGAGGUGGUGGAGCAGGUCUACAAGAGGAACCCCAUCCUUCGCCACAGCCACCACCCGCUGCACUCGCCGCUGCUGCCGCUGCCCUACGGAGACAUCCACCUCAGCGCCCUGAGACACCGGAGCUACACGACGCUGCAGGACGAAGCCCUCAAAGUGUUCAGCUCGCUGCAGCACCUGGAGGGCGUGGCCGACCCGGUGCCCGUCAUCCAGGGCGUCCUGCGCACCGGCCAGGAGCUCAAGGCGCUGCGGGACGAGCUCUACUGCCAGCUGAUCAAGCAGACGGUGCGGCCGCCGCAGCCCGACAGCCCCGGGAACCUCUGCGGCUGGAAGAUCCUGGCCUGCAUGUCCUGCACCUUCAUCCCCACCAGGAGCAUCCUCAGAUACCUCAAGUUCCACCUCAAGAGGACUCGAGAGCUCCUGCCCGGCUCGGAGAUGGACCGCUACGCCGCCUUCGCCCUGGACUCCCUGAGGAAGACUCGGGCCAGGGAGAACGUCCCAUCGCAGGAGGAGAUCCGCUCCAUCGUGGCCCGGCAGGACAUGAGCACCACGGUCCACUGCCACGGAGGAGGCUCCUGCAAGAUCACCAUCAACUCGCACACCACGGCCGGAGAGGUGGUGGAGAAGCUGAUCCGAGGUCUGGCCAUGGAGGACAGCCGGAACAUGUUCGCCCUGUUCGAACACAACGACACCACGGAGAAGGCCAUCGAGAGCCGCAUGGUGGUGGCCGACGUGCUCGCCAAGUUUGAAAAGCUUUCAGCGAGCCCGGAGGAACACAACACCGGCUGGAAGUUCUACUUCAAGCUCUACUGCUUCUUAGACAGGGAACACGUCCCCAAGGACAGCGUGGAGUUCGCCUUCAUGUUUGAACAGGCCCACGAAGCCGUCAUUCGUGGUCAGUACCCGGGCCCCGAGGAGACCCUCCAGUUCCUGGCUGCCCUGAGACUUCAGUACCUGCAGGGCGAUCACAGCUCCCAGGCCAACGUCCCCGAUAUGUCCCUGGUGUUCCCCAUGGCGCGAUUGCGGGCCCGCGUGCAGAACUCGGCCAAGACGUUCGCUCCCAGUUCCGUUUCCGGCUCGGUGGCCGGCGACCGCUCGGGGACCGCGGAGAGGAAGCGCUCGAGCUUCCUGGAGGGAACGCUGAGGCGGAGCUUCAGGAGCGGCUCGCUGAGUCGGCAGAAGCUGGAGGAGGAGAACAGCCUGGAGGCGUGGAUGAGGGAGGAGGCCACGGCGCUGAGGACCAGCGUGAUGGACAAGUGGAAGAAGCUGCAGGGGAUGAACCAGCAGCAGGCCAUGGUCAAGUACAUGGCGGUGGCGAAGGAGUGGCAGGGCUACGGAUCCACGCUGUUCAACGUGGAGUGCCGGGACGGAGCGUUCCCGUGCGAGCUGUGGCUGGGCGUCAGCCGGGAGGCCAUCUCGGUGUACCAGCGAGGGGAGGCGUGGCCUCUGGAGGUGUUCCCGUACGAACUGAUCCUCUCCUUCGGAGCGCCGCUGGCCAACACCUACAAGAUCGCCGUCGAGGGCCGAGAGCUGGUCUUUGAGACGCAAAUGGUCAUGGACAUCGCCAAGCUGAUGAAGGCCUACAUCAGCAUGAUCGUCAAGAAGCGCUACAGCAACUGUCAGUCCGUCAGCAGCCACGGCAGCCAGUGUAGCGCCUGGUGAACGACUCCCGUUGACCUUUGACCCUUUGACCCUUUGACCUCUGGCCCGAGAGCAUCUUGCACAUUCGACCGCGUCUGACCGACUCUGAACGCUGUUUAUUUUUGAAUGGUUUCAUUCCAAAAACACUGAAAACACGAGAGGUCAGAACUUUGAAAAGGGUUCAAGCUGGUCGGAUCAGCUGUCGUUGUCCCGGUAACCGGCCUCCAUCUCAUCGUGGUCGUGAGGCGGUCCCGGUUUCCGUCACGUCUCUUUUGGUUUUACAGCUUUUUUUCAAAAGUUGCGUAACUGAACACUGGCGACACGGCGAGCGUUACUUUGUACAUAAGUCAUAAAUGGUCCUCAAAGUGCUUUUUUAUUAAACUGGAGGACUCGAGAAGCUAGAACCUCCAGGACAGAAUCACCAAAAUAAAAGUCAAGUCGAAGGAAGACGUCGAUGUUGUCUUUUGAGGAAAACAAAUUAAAACCGAUUCCACAGUAAGAAAAAUACAAGAUAUGUGAACAAUUUAUCGAUAUGAAUAUUGAAUAUCCAAAUACAAAAGAAAAUGCAGCAAAUUCAACUUUUACACUGUUUUCUCAGGCCAAAGAACAGCAGGUGUGUAUGUGUGUGUGUGUGUGUGUGUGCGUGCGUGUGUGUGUGUGUGAAUAAUAAUAAUAAAGCAACUGUGCCUGUUCACUGAACCGAACUCCCAAUCUGACUUUUGUCUGAACCAGAACUAGAAACUAAAGGAAGCAGCACAUUAUUUAGUCUCCCAACAGUUCCCCUUAUUAAUUGUCCAGAAAGCGUCCAACAUGGCGCCCGUUGACUGCACCCCCCCAUGUUGGUGAGAACCGGCAGCAGCGUUAUCGAUCAGCCACUAAAACCACUUGUUUCUGUCACAAAACACGGGGUGUGCAUUCAGCCGUCACUUAUUUAUACAUUAAUAUGUGGGUUCUUUUUUUAAUUUGAUUUUCUCGCUAAAAUAAUAAGAGAAAAAGUGAGUUCCUGCAUAACCGGUGUGACAGACGCUCCUCAUUUGCUGUUCCGCUCUUAGGAAUGCACGAAAGCCGCGCAUGGUGUUUCCACGGAAACCCUGCAGACGGAGCUCGGCUGUUGUGCUAUUUUGGGGGCUUUGAAACAUUGCGCAAUGCCCCCUUCAAGCAACUCCGACUGCAGUUAUUAAACAUUGUUGUGAUACAUAAGUUGUGGCUUUCGGUGCGACCCGUCAUAUUUGAGUUUGAAUGACUUGCUCAGCUGGACUUUGUGCAGUGUAACAUUCCUACAACAUUUCCCUGGAGCUCCGCGGGCGGCAGAUCCAUCCAAAGACUGCAGCUUCCUUCCACGGUGCCUUGUUGUAUAUUGUGUACACUUGUUUUGUGUGGCUUCAUUUUGUAUUUUAUUUUUGCAUAA
Molecule: messenger RNA, 8117 nt
Organism: Cyclopterus lumpus (lumpfish)
Lineage: Eukaryota; Metazoa; Chordata; Actinopteri; Perciformes; Cyclopteridae
Gene: myo10
Product: myosin X
Exons: 41
Coding region: 428-6730 (2100 amino acids)
Cellular component (GO): cytoskeleton; myosin complex
Molecular function (GO): protein binding; cytoskeletal motor activity; ATP binding
Source: RefSeq, a predicted model, not a curated record